AGCUUCGACUUGAGGCCAUCGGGUAAUAGAAAAGCUUGACUUCAGUCAAUCAUUUUAGUUCUCCUGGACCAUGGUCCACCAGAUCGAAACGCAAGAUAAGCACGUGUGGGGUUCGCUGGAUGUGACUCGAUAAGCUGUCCAAAUUUCAAGACGGGGCACUGCCUCGACAGCUUGGAUGCGCCCCCAAGGUGCUCGAUCCUUCGCAUCAGCUGCUGAUCGUAGACCCCUCCUUCUGCCUGGCCUCGCGUGAGGCCGACAGAUCAUUUGCAAGCAAUAAUAUGUCCCGCUGAGCAUAAAUAAUACGCCCCCACUGAGCAAUUUCCCCUUACAUAUAGCUGAGACAAUUUGCUUGUCCGACUUUCAGGGGACUAGACCCCAGGCGACUCAGCAAACCAAAAGUUGUAAAUUUCCUCUGGGUAUUGAUCCAUAUUAUUUUGGACGUGGUCGUGAUGAAGACCCUCGUCGCUCUGCUAGGAACUGGGGCUUCGGCCUUCGCGCAGGUUGCGACCACAACCCAACCCUCUCAGUCGGAUAUAGCGGCGAGUGCUGCGACUGUCGAGCCUUAUUCUCCUGUUUCGAAUGUCGAGGGUCUCGCCUUCAACCGGAUAUUCCAGGUUUGGUUUGAGAAUAUUGACUUCGAGGAUUCCUCGGCAGACGAGAAUUUGAAGUGGCUGGCCUCAAAAGGAAUCGCCCUGACGAACCUCUAUGCACUUACCCACCCCUCCGAACCGAAUUAUUGUGCCGCAGCGGGAGGUGAUACGUUUGGCAUGGACAACGAUGAUUUUCAACGGGUACCAGCCAACGUCUCGACUGUGGUUGAUCUUCUAGAUACCAAGUAUAUCGCAUGGGGCGAGUACCAAGAGCACAUGCCUUAUCCUGGGUUUCAAGGUUAUGAAUAUCCAAACCAAGAGACCGAGGCGCACGACUACGUGCGGAAACACAACCCGCUCAUAUUAUAUGACUCGGUGACCGAGAAUAACAUGCGCGGACGCCAAAUCAAGAACUUUACAAACUUCGAAGAUGACCUGGCAAAUGAGAAGCUCCCGCAGUGGGCUUUCUUCACUCCAAACAUGACCAACGACGCUCAUGACACCAGCAUCACCUUUGCUGCCAAUUGGCUGCGUGGAUGGAUAUCGCCACUGCUAGAAAAUGACUACUUCAUGAACGACACCCUCAUCCUUAUCACCUUUGACGAAGAUAAAACGUAUUCUAAAACAAACCGGAUAUUCAGCAUCCUUCUGGGCGGCGCCGUUCCCGAUCACCUACAUGGCACCGAGGACGACACAUUUUAUACACACUAUUCAAUUAUUGCUUCUGUGUCGGCCAACUGGGGUCUUCCAUCCCUCGGUCGCUGGGAUUGUGGAGCCAACCUUUUAGAAAUUGUAGCCAACAAGACUGGCUAUGUUAACUUCGACGUCGACACCACGAAUCUGAGGCUCAACCAGACUUAUCCCGGGCCUCUUUCAAACGGAGAACUAUCCGAAUAUUCGCCGGACUGGCCAAUCCCGCUGACAGAUGGUGACUGCUCGGCCGGGAACGGAAUUCUUAAUAUUGUCAAGGAUACCUACGCUAACACCGAGCCAACCUAUAACUACACAAGCCCCUUCCCUUACGAUACCAAGAGUGGGUAUAAUGUGGAUGUCAAGGCUACCAGGAAAGGUUCAUAGGAGACUCUUUUAAAUGUUGCAAUAUAGACGUAGUAUGUGAAUCUCAAUAUCCAAUGGCAUGAUAUACAAAAGGAACGACUUUGUUUUCGGGGCCUUGUCACGGCCAAAUAAUUUUCAGGGCUGUAAAAAUCAACGCAAGAUAGUGACCAUAUAGCCGACACCCUUUUUCUUGACCCGACUUUUGCUCACGAGUUCAUCUUGAUCAAGACCGUCUUGGUCUCGAGGAAGUUGUCCAGACUAUGCAGGAACCCUUCACGGCCGAC
Messenger RNA from Aspergillus versicolor CBS 583.65, 1930 nucleotides. RefSeq names its product acid phosphatase PHOa. Bases 450 to 1667 code for a protein of 405 amino acids. Gene Ontology annotation, molecular function: hydrolase activity, acting on ester bonds. The transcript has 3 exons. Gene Ontology annotation, biological process: phospholipid catabolic process. The record is from RefSeq and is a predicted model, not a curated record. NCBI's taxonomy places the organism in Eukaryota, Fungi, Ascomycota, Eurotiomycetes, Eurotiales, Aspergillaceae.